Molecule: messenger RNA, 1277 nt
Organism: Symbiodinium pilosum
Lineage: Eukaryota; Dinophyceae; Suessiales; Symbiodiniaceae
Source: the annotation of a GenBank genome assembly
GUGAUCAUCAAGACCAGAUCUGGCUGCAGACACUGCGUUUUGCAUCCCUAUGGUUUUCAUGGAGCAUCAUCCUUCUCCUGGCUGUCCUUUGGGAUGCUGUCACCAUCCCACUGCAGCUGUUUGACCUGGGCGCCUUCUCGCUUACACUAGACGCGAUCAACAACGCGACCAUCAUGUUCUGGUUCUCUGAUAUCCCUGUCAGCUGCUUUACCGCUGUUGACCGCGACGGGGUUCUGGACUUCCGACCACGCUCUUGCAUCCAUGACUAUCUGAGGGGAUGGUGCGUGCCCGACGUGCUGAUGGUCUUGGGCGUUUUGUCCGGAACCAAAGCGGGAGAUGUGGUGGUAUCAAUUGUCACUUGGCUGGUUCAGGCUGUUCUGGAUGCUCGCACGAACCGUGAAGGCCGCCCUACAUGGGCAGAUGGCCACUUGAAAUCUCCUGAUGAUUUUCGCGAACUCUACGCCUUGUCCCUGCAUUGGAGCCUCACGCAGUUCACACCUUCGACCCAGGACAUUGGGCCGUCCAAUGUUAGCGAGCGCAUCUUUGCGGCCGGGGUCGUCAUCUUUGCUCUCAUCGUAUUCUCCUCCUUUGUCAGCAGCAUCACCAACCAGAUGAAUCAGAUUCGUACAUGGAACUCCAAGAACAUCGAGCUGGAUGCCGUGCUGCGGCAUUUCCUUAGGUCAAGGAAGAUCUCCACGCAGCUGGGAGUCCGGAUUACCAACUUUUUCAAGAUCAGUCAAAAGCAGAAGGCGAAGACUCCUUUGGAAAGUAUAUCUUUCCUGGCAAGUCUGCCAGAAAGUUUGAAAAUCCACCUAUACAGCGAGAUCUUCUUACCUGCCUUCAAGACCUCCGGCCUCUUCAGCCGAGUCAUGAGGGUCGAUUACCGCCUGCUGUCCAAAACGUGCAGCCGAGCAUUCAAGGAGCACUACUGCCCACCAGAUAUUGACAUCUUCAUUGAAGGGGCUACCGCGGCAGGUGUCCUUGUGGUCCACCACGGUGAUAUGACAUAUCAGCCUCGAGCCCUGUCGCGCUUCACGCAUCUCAGUGCUGUGAAGCCAGUGCGGCUGCAAAAGGGUGUUUGGAUUUCUGAAGCAUCCCUUUGGUGCGUCUGGUCAUAUGCUGGAAGCUUGCGAGCCGAUACCGCAUGCGAUUUCCAUCUCCUGGACUCUGAUGCUUUCAGCAGAGUUUGCCAGCCCGGUGACCCAGAGGGUUUAGGGUUUAGGGGUUUCCGGUUUAUGGCCCAGAGAGGGCAAGGGAGACGCCAAAGGAAGAAUUAG